This is a messenger RNA of Arthroderma uncinatum, 717 nucleotides long. RefSeq lists its product as uncharacterized. The transcript is spliced from 2 exons. NCBI's taxonomy places the organism in Eukaryota, Fungi, Ascomycota, Eurotiomycetes, Onygenales, Arthrodermataceae. The coding region runs from base 1 to 717 and encodes 238 amino acids. The record is from RefSeq and is a predicted model, not a curated record.
AUGCGUUUCCUAUCUACCACCAUACUACUCCUGGCAGUCUCAUACGUCUCUGCGAACGAAGACCCCCAAGACGACUGCUACGAAGCCCCAGCCCCUAGCCCUCACUACGGACUUCCCCUUCCUCAACCAACUGGCAGUUCAAGCUCAGGAAUUUCCAAAGAUGCUAUGAUCAAAGCCUUAAAGAAUAUCGCUCCCGGAUCAGCCGCGGAACCAUGCGUCUCUGCGCCAAAGGCAGAAGGACAAUGCCGAAGCGCCUCUCAGGCCGCAGAGCCACUCAUCCACUCCUUUGAGAAGUACAAGAUUACCUCUAAGCCUGAGAUGGCUGCUAUUAUAAGCCUGAUCGCCUUGGAGUCGGGCGAGUUCAAGUAUCAGAAGAAUGUUUUCCCCGGUAGACCUGGACAGGGCACUCGGAACAUGCAAAUGCCCAACUUCAACGCUCUCUACGCCCAGUCUCUCUCAGGGCUAGCUGCAAUGAUCGGCCCGAAAUUCACUAAUGUCGACGCGGUUUUGGGGCUCCUAUUGUCCAAUGACGAUUAUGACUUUGGAUCUGCGGCCUGGUUCCUAACGACCCAGUGUACCCCCGCUGUCAGGACAGCGCUACAGUCUGGCUCAGAGGAUGGCUGGUCCAAGUAUCUGACCGAGUGUAUUGGGACAACUGUCACCGAGGAGCGAAAGGGAUACUGGAAAAAGGCAAUGGAUAGCGUCAAGGAUUUGUAG